This is a messenger RNA of Trichechus manatus latirostris (Florida manatee), 586 nucleotides long. RefSeq names its product histone H2A type 1-D. NCBI's taxonomy places the organism in Eukaryota, Metazoa, Chordata, Mammalia, Sirenia, Trichechidae. Gene Ontology annotation, biological process: heterochromatin formation. Gene Ontology annotation, cellular component: chromatin; nucleosome. The transcript has a single exon. Gene Ontology annotation, molecular function: protein heterodimerization activity; structural constituent of chromatin; DNA binding. The record is from RefSeq and is a predicted model, not a curated record. The coding region runs from base 58 to 450 and encodes 130 amino acids.
CCGUAACCUAUUCUUUCAGGCUUCUUCGUGGAGACUUUUUGUCUUAAUUAAUCAAUCAUGUCAGGUCGUGGAAAGCAAGGUGGCAAAGCUCGCGCUAAGGCGAAGACCCGGUCUUCCAGAGCCGGUCUGCAAUUUCCUGUGGGGCGUGUGCAUCGCCUGCUCCGCAAGGGCAAUUACUCCGAGCGCGUUGGCGCUGGCGCUCCCGUGUAUCUGGCGGCGGUGCUGGAGUACCUGACGGCCGAGAUCCUGGAGCUGGCGGGCAACGCGGCCCGCGACAACAAAAAGACGCGUAUCAUCCCGCGCCACUUGCAGCUGGCCAUCCGUAACGAUGAGGAGCUCAACAAACUGCUGGGCAAAGUCACCAUCGCACAGGGCGGCGUCCUGCCGAACAUCCAGGCAGUGCUGCUGCCUAAGAAGACCGAAAGCCACCACAAAGCCAAGGGCAAGUAAAGCAUUUGUAUAGGGACAACACUCUACCAAGGAAGUAACACAAAAGGCUCUUUUCAGAGCCACCUAAAGUUUCUAUUAAGAGAGCAGUCGCGCUUCGGAUACUCCCUAUCUCAAAAAGGCUUGGCCAAGGAUAAAA